Messenger RNA from Octodon degus (degu), 6092 nucleotides. RefSeq names its product ankyrin and armadillo repeat containing (gene Ankar). Lineage: Eukaryota; Metazoa; Chordata; Mammalia; Rodentia; Octodontidae. The transcript has 23 exons. Bases 1764 to 6077 code for a protein of 1437 amino acids. The record is from RefSeq and is a predicted model, not a curated record. Gene Ontology annotation, molecular function: protein binding.
CAGUGAGGCAGUUGAUGGUGGGAUUCCCUGGAUGACCUCACAAUGGGCCGAAUGACCAGAAAGACUGUGUAUAAGUGAACUGGAACUUGGGCCCCAUGUGCAGACUUCUGGGGAGCCGUUGAGGUGGGCUGGAGGUAAAGAUGAAGAUCUGUUAAAACUUACAGGAUUUGGGGCUGGGGAGGUAGCUCAGUAGAAUAAGUGCCUGCCUGGCAAGUGCAAGGUCCUGAGUUCAAAACUUUUACAGGAUUUGAUGAGUUCCCAGUUUGUUGGACCCAGGGAUGUCCUAGGAGGGAACCUGCCCAGAGUGUGCAUGGAAGCUGUUCUGUGCCUUCUCACCCCCAAAUACCUUGCCAUCUGUAUCUUGUACCCCGCUGUCCUAAGCUGCAUCCUUUAAGAUAAACCACUAAAUUACUUACAAAAUUCAAAUUUCUAUAAACCAGCCUAGCAAUGUCAUAGGAACCCCAUCCCCUAACUGGUUGGUCAGAAGUUCCAAGUUAAGGUUGACAUUUAAAGCAUGGGUCAGUCUUGUGGGGCUAAGUCCUUCCCUCCCGGGGUCUGACAUUUAAUUCCAAGUAUGUAAUCAAUUGUAAUCAGUUGAGAACACCCAGGUGAUGUUCAGAGCCAGCACUGGUGUCAGAAGUGUGUGAGGGUGAAGAGAUUGAAGGAUUUUCCAGACUAAUUUCAUGGUAGCUGCAUCCAGAGAAGACUCGAUUUGCUAUUGUUAAGUCGUGAUCUGGGACCUUGGUUUACAUAGGACUUUGAUGGAUGAGAGCACUGCAGUUUGGAGAAGCUAGACCCCUCGCUUGAGGCUCACCCCUGAGCAGUGCUUAGUACAUCUGUUUAGACAAUGCAUUUUCCUACUUAAAGAACUUUUAAACACUGCUUUAAACCUCAUUCUGCCCCACAAAUCUCACCUGUGUCCCAUUCUUAAUGACUCCGGCUUUUUGCAGAGCACAAAGGUGGGGAAAGAAUUGCUUCCUCUUCCCAGCACAAAGCUCCCCGGCCCCAGCCCUCUUAAUUUUUUAAUUUUGAGAUUGAGUUUCACCAAGUCGCCCCAGCUGGGCCACUUGAGAUCUUCUUGCCUCAACCUCCCAGUGUGUUGGAAUUACAGACAUAUGCCACCAUGCCCGCUCCCCAAAACUUUCAACAAUAAAAAUAUAUUUCAGUUCUGGAGGCCAAAGUCCAAUAUCCAGUCAAGUCGGGGCUGGUGCCUGAGCCUUCUCUCCUUGGGCUACAGCUGACCUCGUCUCUGGCCACGUGGUGCUCCUGUGCAUGAAGGCGCCCAGGUGUCUCACCCCAUCACAUCUGGGACCCACCGUGCCUGGCUCAGCCGGGGUUCCCUAAGGGCAAGGGAAGGAAUGAUGGUGAAGGUGAGAUUCCAGCUCAGAGCCCCGCAAAGCCUGGUGAUUUCGCUGCCACCACUGUUUCGUGUUUAAGCAAAAUCAGAGGCACCAGCCUAGCCCGAGGCCGCGCGGCUUCUAAAGGGGCCGCGAGCUGAGUGGUAGUCAGCUGCGCGGGACAGGCGGCGGCCCUCUCACCGGCGCCCAGUCCUCGAGCGGGCCCCCACCUCAGCGCCCCGGGGACCAACGACUCAAACCCGCGCCCGCAGUGCGCCGCCGCCACCGAGGGGCAGCGAGAGGCCGCUCCAAGCGGCAACCGUCCCAGGCCUCCGGGACACCGGGACCCAGCUUCUCUCUCCUGGACAAGAAAGAAGGCUUUCACUUCAGAAAACUUCAAAAGGGAUGCACUAGAUUUAAUUGAAAAUGUUAAGACUGCCCAAAAAAGGAUUACCUAGAAUUGAUCAAGCUCAAGACGAAGAAACCUACCUUGAAAAUUUAGCAGUACAGAGAAAUGCUUCUGCUUUUUUUGAAAAUUACGAUCGCAGUGAAAUACAAGAGUUACUAACCACAGCAUUAGCCAGCUGGUUGUCUACAAAAGAGGAUGGCCGAUCACAGCUAGAAUUCCCAAGUGGGAUUAUGAGUCAAAUGAAUAACGUAGGAUUCUCCACCGUGAUCCUACUGAUGCCUGCCGACCCCACCGCCCUCUUAGACUAUAGAGAGGUCCAUCAGAUCAUAAGGGAGUUGGCUGUUGGAAUUUAUUGCUUAAAUCAAAUUCCUUCAAUCAGCUUAGAAGCUAAUUAUGAUCAGAGUUCUUCCUGUCAGUUACCUCCAGCUUAUUUUGAUACCAGAAUUGGGCAAAUUCUGAUCCAUAUUGACUACAUGCUGAAAGCACUAUGGCAUGGAAUAUACAUGCCCAAAGAGAAACGGACCAGGUUCUCUGAAAUGUGGCGUACCAUCUUCGACAUUGAUCCAGAUGGGAAGCCUCAAACCACUAAAGAUAUUUUUGCAGAGUUUAAUUCAUCAGGGUUGAUUGACAUCACAGAGGAUCCAGACUUUAGUGGAAUCUAUGAUCAAGACCUGAAUGAAGAUCCAACGUAUGAUCCUAACAGCCCUGAAGAAAAGGCUGUGUUUAUGAAAUAUGCCGAAAAUAUUCUCCUGAAAUUGACAUUCAGCACCACACAAGUUCAGCAGUGUGAAAAUGUCUUCAUCUUUGAGGCAGCCUAUUGGCUUACCAACGCUAUCAAAUAUACUCAGGAUUAUCUUGAUAUUUGUACCUAUCAGAGACUGCAGCAAAGAUUAUAUCUUCAGAAAAAGAUUAUUCAAAAACACUUUGAGAAGAAAAAAGAAAUCAGAAGAGGGAUAAGCUACCUAAAGUUGAUAUGUUUUCUGGUUCCAUUUUUACUAAGUUUGAAAAAGAAGAUGAAAGUCCCAUAUUUAAAUAGCCUGCUACCGCCUUUUUCAGAUGAUAAGGUCAAGACAGAGCGAGAACUGCCUCCAUUUAUUUAUGGACGAGAUUUUAAAUGCCAGAACUUUCACUACAAGGAGAAUCAGUACUUUCAUGUUCAUGGAGGAAUUGAAUUUGACAUCACCACCCCUUCAAUUGAGAAUGCUUUGGACGAUUUUAAGAACAAUUUAGAAAGAAUACGAGAGUGUGCUGCUAAUACAUUUAAAGAAGAUUAUGGAUACAAAGAAUAUUACUCAAUACCAGUCAUGGAAUUUUGUGGGAAAAGCUACUAUGUGAUCUAUUUUGACCUUGAAAUUUUCUAUCAGCAACUGUACAAGACACAGUGGUGGGGAGCCAUCAAUGAAAUAAUGAACACUCUGAGGGUGAAAAGACUUCCACUGACUGAUGCUCAAUUACAUGAACAAUUUAAGAAAAAAUUUGGUUUCAAAAAAGCUAUGAAGUGCAAGAGUAUACCAUUUGGUCUGAAGUCUGCUGUCGAGCGAGGGCUGUCUGCGAUUUUCCACACGUUUAGCCGGAAAACCUCAAGCUCCAUAAUCAAUGUCUCAGAUGAAUCUGGGUACGCUAUUUUCCACCACGCUGCUCUCCACAACCGAAUUUCCAUCAUAUGUCACCUGUGUGACGCUAACUUCAACGUCAACCAGAGGCGCUUUGUUAUGUUCAGCCAAGCAGAGUCAUCCAAAAUGGACGUGAAAAAAGAAAGAAAUGGUCCAACACCGCUUCACCUGGCGGCCCAGGCAUGCUCCUUGGAAACCACCCUCUGUCUGCUUUCUUUCAAAGCCGAUUACACGCUUUCUGAGAAAAGAGGCUGGAUGCCGAUCCACUUUGCCGCAUUCUAUGAUAAUAUCUGCAUCAUCAUGGUUCUUCACAGGAAAGAUCCCAGUCUGAUAGAAGCCGAGGCAACUGCUGAGAAUCAGUGUACUCCGCUGUUACUGGCAGCCACUUCAGGAGCUCUGGACACUAUUCAAUACCUGCUUUCUCUUGGUGCUAACUGGAGAAAAACAGAUACUAAAGGAAACAAUAUAAUCCACUUGUCAGUGCUCACCUUUCACACGGAAGUACUUAAGCAUAUAAUAGAAUUAAAUAAUCCUGAACUCCCAGUUUGGAAGACUUUAGUAGAAAUGUUGAAGUGUGAAAACUUUAAGCGAAGGAUGAUGGCUAUCAUGUCCUUAGAAGUAAUUUGCUUAGCAAAUGAGCACUACUGGAAAUGUAUUUUGGAUGCAGGCACCAUUCCUGCCUUAAUCAAUCUAUUAAAAAGCCCCAAAAUAAAAUUACAGUGUAAGACCAUUGGGUUACUGAGCAAUAUCUCAACCCACGAAAGUGUUGUGAAUGCCUUGGUAGAGGCAGGAGCUAUUCCAGUGUUGAUCAACCUCCUAGUUUCUGAAGAACCCGAACUACACUCUCGCUGCGCUGUCAUUCUGUAUGACAUCGCUCAAUAUGGAAACAAGAAUGUCAUCUCCAAAUAUAAUGGAAUUCCAGCUCUGAUAAAUCUCUUGACAAUAAACAUAGAAAAUGUGCUAGUAAAUGUAAUGAACUGUAUGCGAGUAUUAUGUAUAGGAAAUGAAACUAAUCAAAGAGCUGUGAGAGACCACAACGGCAUCCAGCACCUCAUUCGAUUUCUGAGCUCUGAUUCCGAUGUGUUGCAGGCGGUGUCUUCCGCGACCAUUGCUGAGGUCGCGCGUGGCAAUAAGGACGUUCAGGACGCGAUGGCUCAGGAAGGAGCCAUUCGGCCCCUGGUCGCUCUCUUUAUCGGAAAACAGCUGAGCGUCCAGGUGAAGGGCGCCAUGGCUGUGGAGGCGCUGGCGAGUUACAACCCCCCCAUACAGAAGGCCUUUCUGGAGCAUCAGUUAACUGGCUAUCUUUUAAAGCUCCUAAAGGCAUUUCAGAUCGAUAUUAAGGAGCAAGGAGCUGUAGCGCUUUGGGCCUUGGCAGGGCAGACGCUGAAGCAACAGAAGUACAUGGCAGAGCAGAUUGGAUACAACUUUAUCAUAAACAUGCUUUUGUCACCGUCUGCCAAAAUGCAGUAUGUUGGAGGCGAGGCAGUCAUAGCUCUAAGCAAGGACAGCAGGAUGCACCAGAAUCAAAUAUGUGAAGGCAACGGAAUUGCACCAUUGGUUCGCUUGCUCAGAAUUAAUAAGAUAGCCGAAGGCACACUUCUCAGCGUCGUCAGAGCCGUGGGGUCCAUUUGCAUCGGUGUUGCCCACACAAGUAAUCCCAUUAGCCAACACUUCAUUGUGGAUGAAAAUGCCUUUCCGGUACUUAUGCAGCUACUGAGAGAACACCCUUCGCCUAACAUUAAGGUUGAAGUGGCAUUUUCCUUGGCAUGCAUUGUUCUCGGGAAUGAUGAACUACAGAAAGAAUUACAAGAAAAUGAAGGGUUUAAAUAUUCUGAUGUCCUCUAUCUUCUGCACUCAACUGAUAAGGAUAUUUGCUUAAGAGCAGCCUACGCAUUAACCCUUUUUGCCUUCAAUAAUCGCUUUCAACAAUUUUUAAUAUUGGAAAGUGGAAAAAUCACCAUAUCUAUUUUUGAACCUUUUCUUGAAUCAACAGUUGAAACUGAGAAGGCAAUGGCAGCAUUUCAGAUUAUUGUGUUAGCUAAAGUCAUCAUAGACGUGGACCACAUUACUUUGUCUGCAAGAGGCGUCACUAUUUUAGUGAACAGUCUGUACUCCUAUCAGCAUACUACUAUUGUCUUGACAGGAAAUUUAAUAGCUAGCCUGGCUCACUCGAGAGCUGGCAUCCCAGAAGCAUUUAUUACAUUAGGGACAAUUCAGCGACUCUGCUACCACUUGUACUCAGGAAGAGAAGAGGUUCGUACAGCAUGCUCUUGUGCUCUUGGAUACUUAACUUACAAUGCAAAUGGUUUCCGCAUUCUGUUAAAAGAAUGCAGGAAUAAGCCUAAUCAGUUUCUUCGUAUAAGAAACAAUAUCAGCAGAGAUGCAAGUAUCAAUCCAGCAUUUUUAAAGGAAUUUCAAAGGCAACAAAUGAUUGGACUUCCUUCUUUAAGGUAUUGUGCCAAUUUAGGGAAAGAGCACCAGAGAAAAGCAAAACCUAAAAUUCAGCCAAGAGAUUCUUUGACUUUAAUGCCUCCUGUAACUAACUUCGUGGGACUCUUCAAAACAUCAAAAAAGAGCAAAGUUUCCCAUAAUAUUUUUUCUUUUUCAUCUGCAAUUUCAUCAGAUAUCAUCAAUGUAUCAAGACCAAGAAUAGUAUAUUUGAACCAACUUGGGAAAAAGGAACAGAAAGACAACCUGGAGCCUGGAGAAGGACAAUAAAAAAAUCUUAGUAUG